AUGGCUGCAGCACCAUCAUAUGCAGAAGUUUUGAAAAAAGAUACCGAUAUUGAUAAUAAAGAACAUGAUAAUAGUGAAACAGAAGCUAAUUCCACCUUCCACAACACCUCCAGUUAUUCUUACAAACCUAGUGCUUCUAAAGGUAUAAUAACAAUAAGCAGUGGUGGAAUAGAUGACAACUAUACAUCUAGAGGAGGAAGUGAUAAAAAAUCAAAAAAAUUAUCAAAAAAAACAAUUAUUCUAAGCGCUACGUUAGAUAUCGCUUUAGCUGGAAUGCUGAUUGGCUGGAUUUAUAAGAAACCUACUGCUACUAAAAUUCAAAUUGGUGUUGGAUCAAUUGGCUUAUUAUCAUUAUACGGCGCUCAAUGUUUUGAUAAUGAAAUUCUUAAAAUUAUUCCUGGGAGAGUUUCAACUGAAGCAGAUGCAAUUUUAUCAUUUGACACUGAAGGGACUGUUGCUAAAGCUAACCAUUUGAUUGGACUUUAUGAGGAAGCUGAUAUUGGUAAGGAAAGAAUAUUAAUCAAGAUUGCUUCUACUUGGGAAGGCAUUAAAGCUUGCUUAAUACUUGAGAAAGAAAGAAUCCAUUGUAAUCUCACUUUACUUUCUCUUUCCCUCAGGUUAUUAUUAUAUUCUUUUCCCCCCAAAAAAAUUUUAAUUGGAUAUUUUGCUAAUUAA
Molecule: messenger RNA, 675 nt
Organism: Entrophospora sp. SA101
Lineage: Eukaryota; Fungi; Glomeromycota; Glomeromycetes; Entrophosporales; Entrophosporaceae
Source: the annotation of a GenBank genome assembly